Molecule: messenger RNA, 600 nt
Organism: Drosophila biarmipes
Lineage: Eukaryota; Metazoa; Arthropoda; Insecta; Diptera; Drosophilidae
Product: translation initiation factor IF-2-like
Exons: 1
Coding region: 69-473 (134 amino acids)
Source: RefSeq, a predicted model, not a curated record
GAGGGAAAGCAUCAGUUGCAUUUCGCUUAGCAAUCAAGCACCUAAUCAAAAAUUCAAACUACAAUAAAAUGGCUUUCCGCUAUAUUUUCGUGAUCAGUGCCCUAGUUGUCCUGACCCAAGGAUCUUAUCUGUCCUCAGUGCAUCAGGAUUCUGGGGUGGGAGUGCACCACUCUGGAGUGGUUUCAUCUGGAGCUCCAGUUGUUGGUCUUCCACGGGGCAAUUCCGCUGCUCCUCAGCCUCAACGCCCCGUCUCUGCCCAUGGAUCUCUCGCAGGUCCAGUUGGAGGUGCCCGUCGAGUGAGCGGAGCAGGAGUAGCCGGAUCUCGUCCUCACGGUGGUGCUCCUCGUCGUCCUUCUGCUGGCGCUCAUGGUCGUCCAAUUGGAGGUGGUGCCCAUGCAGGUCGUCCCAUCGGAGGUGGAGCUGCCCAUGGAAACGCUCACCAGAAUCGCAAUCGCCUCCAGAAACCGUACUAGAAAGCUCCAUCCCAUACCAGCAAACUACCAAAUGAACAUCGAUUUUACGACCCUUUGCUAUCCUCCAAUUAUAUUCACAUAUCCAUCUACUGCAAAUAAUAACAAUUGUUAUAAAAAACAUGAGAAA